UUUUUUUAUCCUCCAAUUUGAGUGGAAUGAUAAAAUUGCUCUUUUCUAUCAUGAAAUAUCCAAAACAAUAGAAGAGUAUCUUUAUUCCAUUCCGCAACUCCACCCUAUUUCACUCCUUUGGGUUCUGUUCAGUCUUAGAGCUUCGUUCGCUGUUUAAACUAAAGUCAAGGGUCCAAAAGCAGCCAAUUUUGAAAACAAGUACGCAAGAAAACAAGUAAUCCUAUGAUACCUCGUCUAUAAAUAAACACCUUCCUUCGUUAAUGUCACACACAAAACCGACAUACUACUCUUCCAAAAUGAAAAGAACUCUAAAAGUAUCUUUCUUUAUACUAUGUUUACUACCUUUGUUUCUUGGAUCUAAAGCAGAGCAAUGCGGUAGCCAAGCUGGUGGAGCUGUAUGCCCAAAUGGGUUAUGCUGCAGCAAAUUUGGUUUUUGUGGUAGCACUGAUCCUUACUGUGGAGAUGGUUGCCAAAGCCAAUGUAAAUCAUCUCCAACACCGACAAUACCAACACCUAGUACUGGUGGUGGAGAUGUUGGAAGGCUUGUUCCUUCUUCUCUCUUUGACCAAAUGCUUAAAUAUAGAAACGAUGGACGGUGUGCUGGUCAUGGAUUUUAUACCUAUGAUGCUUUUAUUGCCGCUGCUAGAUCUUUCAAUGGAUUUGGUACAACUGGUGAUGAUAACACAAAGAAGAAGGAACUUGCUGCUUUCUUGGCUCAAACUUCUCAUGAAACCACAGGAGGGUGGCCAACUGCACCAGACGGUCCAUACGCGUGGGGAUAUUGCUUUGUGUCCGAACAAAACACUCAGGAAGUCUAUUGUUCACCUAAAGAUUGGCCAUGUGCUCCUGGUAAAAAAUACUAUGGAAGAGGACCAAUUCAACUCACUCACAACUACAAUUAUGGUCUAGCGGGUCAAGCAAUUAAGGAAGAUUUAAUUAACAAUCCGGACUUAUUGUCCACAAAUCCAACUGUGUCAUUCAAGACAGCCAUAUGGUUUUGGAUGACCCCACAGGCAAACAAGCCAUCAAGCCAUGAUGUGAUUACUGGAAGAUGGACUCCAUCUGCUGCUGAUAGCUCAGCAGGUCGGGUCCCCGGAUAUGGUGUGAUCACCAACAUAAUCAAUGGCGGGAUUGAAUGCGGCCACGGUCAGGAUAAUCGAGUCGAUGAUCGGGUUGGAUUUUACAAAAGGUAUUGCCAAAUCUUCGGAGUGGACCCUGGCGGUAACUUGGAUUGCAACAACCAAAGGUCAUUUGCUUAAGAGAAUUACCCAUGUUAAUGCUAUCAAGUAUAAAGUAUAGAAAUAAAGGGAUCACAAUGAAUGAUCUUACAUGUAAUUUGCAUCUUUAUUGCUAUGUAAAAUAGCUUGCAUAAUGUUUCAAUAAAACUGUUUAGUA
Messenger RNA from Lathyrus oleraceus (garden pea), 1395 nucleotides. Lineage: Eukaryota; Viridiplantae; Streptophyta; Magnoliopsida; Fabales; Fabaceae. The record is from RefSeq and is a predicted model, not a curated record.